AUGACUGAAUCAGGUAUAACUUAUGAUAAUUUAGUAAGUAAAGCGAAAGGAAUAUUAUGAGAAUGCUUACUGAUGAUUUAGGCUGCUUCGUUAUUAAAUGAUAUGAUAAACAAUAUAAUUAAAAAUGAAGUAUUACUUAAUUUAUCAAACCACUUGUCCAUUGAAAAACAAAUUGGUGAUAAUAAAGAGAAUAACAAUUUUAAAUUUCAAGAAACUGACUCUUCAAAAGACAUAUAUGGUCAAGAUAAGAUGAAAUUGAAAACUGUUGAAAGUGGUAGGUAUUUUAGUUGUGAAAAUUGUGGACGGAAAAUUGCUGGUGGUAGAUUUGCUCAACAUAUUAACAAAUGUUUAGAACGGAAAAGAAAAUGA
Messenger RNA from Insectozyma verbasci, 369 nucleotides. NCBI's taxonomy places the organism in Eukaryota, Fungi, Ascomycota, Pichiomycetes, Serinales, Debaryomycetaceae. The record is from the annotation of a GenBank genome assembly.